Messenger RNA from Botrytis porri, 606 nucleotides. RefSeq lists its product as uncharacterized. The coding region runs from base 1 to 606 and encodes 201 amino acids. The record is from RefSeq and is a predicted model, not a curated record. The transcript has 2 exons. Gene Ontology annotation, molecular function: RNA binding. NCBI's taxonomy places the organism in Eukaryota, Fungi, Ascomycota, Leotiomycetes, Helotiales, Sclerotiniaceae.
AUGAGUACCGCAGUAAAACCUGUCCCAGUGAGGAAAUCAUUCCCUCCUAAUCAAACCCUUUACAUUACCAAUUUACCUUCGUCGAAGAUUCAGAAAGAUGAUUUACGAAGAGAGCUCUACACAUUAUGCUCGACUUACGGUCCAGUCCUCGAUGUCAUAGCUCUUAAGUCAAUGAAGAUGAGGGGUCAAGCACAUGUGGUGUAUAGAGAUAUCCAGACCGCGACUCAGGCUAUGAGAGCAUUACAAGGAUUUGAGUUUCUUGGACGUGAAAUGAAUAUCCAAUAUGCCAAAUCAAAGUCAGACACCAUUGCCAAGCUGGACGGUACUUUCCGUAUGCCGUCUGCAGCAGCGGCUUCAGUCGUGGCCACAGAAUUGCAGCAAAGCAUUUUCAAUGCGCCGCCUUCCGCAGCUACCACUACGAGCAAUUUACCUCCCCCACCACCGCCAUCAACUCUCCAGGUUCCAGCUCCUGCUUCUGAUCACGCUAUGGAAGAUGCAACAAGCCCAAGUGCAAGUGUUGCUGGACAAAAAAGACGUCGGGAUGAAGAGGAGGAAGAAGAUAGUGAAGGAGAUGUUGCAAUGGAGGAGGACAGUGAUGAUGAUUAG